Molecule: messenger RNA, 1968 nt
Organism: Lepisosteus oculatus (spotted gar)
Lineage: Eukaryota; Metazoa; Chordata; Actinopteri; Semionotiformes; Lepisosteidae
Product: macrophage-expressed gene 1 protein-like
Biological process (GO): defense response to bacterium
Source: RefSeq, a predicted model, not a curated record
AUGGCUCUGAAUGCAGCCAUGUUCCUCCUGCUGGCAGCCUGGAUAGGUCUGUCCCUGUGCUCAGGGAUCCAGAAGUGUAGGGAAGUUGAGAAGGAGAUCAAGGUCCUGGAGGCUCUUCCAGGUGGAGGAUGGGACAACAUUCGCAACCUGGACAUGGGCCGGGUGAUGGAUCUCAGCUACUCCCUCUGCCAGACCACUGAGGACGGGUACCUGCUCCCAGAUGAGGUCUUCAUUAUCCCCCAGAAGGAAAGCCGGGUGGAGCACAACUCGGAGAUCAUUGGGAACUGGCAGGACUACAGGAGCACGGAGGCAAGCUCCAUCAAUGCUGACGUGUCUUUCAAAAAGUUCCUCAACAGCAAGUUCUCCAUCGAGAACAGGAGGGUGAAGACACAUCAGGUGAAGGAGCAGUCAGUCACCAGCCGGCUGGAGUUUCGUCACUUUCUGUACACCAUCAAAGCUCAUCCUAGCUUUGCCCUGGACCCACGGUUCAAGAGGCAGGUAAUGGAAAUCGCGGAUGCCCUGGAGAACAAUGAGACUAGGAACGCAGAAUUCUUGUCCGAGAUGCUGGUCCUGGAGUACGGAACGCAUGUCGUGACCUCAUUGGACGUGGGGGCCAGCCUGGUCCAUGAAGACUACCUCAAGAGCACCUUUGUCUUGGACACCAAGGUCUCUCAGAAGACUAUCACCUUUUCCGCCCAGAUCAGCUUCCUAAAGCUCUUCGAUAAUAUCAGCCUGUCUUGGAAGAAGGUGGCUGAGACCACUGAAUCCAAAAUGUACGAGGGGAACAUCACCUACUCUUUCACGGAGAGUCACGGCGGAGUGCCCUUCUACCCAGGCUUGUCUCUACAGCAGUGGGAGCAAAGUGUGGCCCAGAACCUGGUGGCCAUCGACCGCUCCGGACUACCCCUGCCAUUCCUCCUCAACAGCAACACCCUGCCUGACCUGUCUGUGGUCACUGUCCAACGUCUGGCCCUGUCUGUGUUCAGUGCCAUCGAGCGCUACUAUACCAUCAACACCCUCCCAGGAUGUGUUGACCCCAACUCCCCAAACUUCAGCUUCCAGGCCAACGUAGACGACGGCUCCUGCAAUGACACGGUGGCUAUUCUCAGUUUCGGAGGAGUGUUCCAGCGCUGUACCGCCCUAACCCAGGAUGGGGGCACCCUUUGCCCAGGCCUGGACCAGAAAAACCCCAAGACAGACUCCUUCUCCUGCCAGGCAUUCUACAACACGACCCUCCUGCGCUCCGAGAACAAGGAACAAGGAUACACUGUCUACGAGUGCCAUCGGGAGUGCAAAUCAUGCUGGCUGGUCUUUACCUGCUGUAAAGACAUCUGCAACAAUGUCUACUACGUGCGGAGGGCAAACGUCGCCACAUACUGGUGUUCUGCCAAAGGCAAGGUCCAAGAGUCCUCUGUAGUCCUUUUUGGGGGUCUGUACAGUGAUACCCUGAAGAAUCCCAUCACCAAAUCGUUCGGCUGCCCCAGAGGCUUCCUCUCCUUCGCCCUGCUCUCUGAUGGGCUGAAGAUCUGUCUGAGCAGCGAUUAUCAAGUGGGUACCCACUACUCUAUGCUCUUCGGCGGUUUUUUUAGCUGUGAGGCAGGGAAUCCCCUGGCCAACGGCCAGCAGAAAUGCCCCCCGGGGUUCGCCCAGCACUCGGUGUCGGUGAGCGACGGCUGCCAGGUGAUGUACUGCGUCAGGGCGGGGGUCUUCAAUGACGCGGAGCUCCCUCCCGCUCGCCUGCCCCCCUUCACCCGGCCCCCCCUUUUCGGCAACGAUACAGUCCUCGGGGACAGGUCUGCAGGGCGACUGAGCUGGAGGAUGGGAACCCAGGGGGAUGUCCAGUGGGUGAUGGUGGAGCCGCAGUCACCCCAUGCCUCGGCUCAGAGGGUGGGGUUGGGCAGUGUGGGGAGGCUCGCCAUCGCAGCGGUGGUGUUCCUGUCCCUGUUCCUGACCCUGACCACUGUGUAG